CAUUCCAAAUGCUUUAGCACACGUUAUCGCGUUUUGUAGUGCAAUACACACUUUAUCGUAGCGGUGACAAAAUAUUACAUACUCCGUAUUGUAGUUUUUUCAAAGUGCAAAUUUCACAAUUGGCCUAAAAUCAAUAUGAUUUUGGCACUUUUGUUUUUCGUAGUUUCGUUAAAGGUUUAUAAGAAAACAACUCCGAAUGGAAAAGUCACAGUAUACCUUGGAAAACGUGACUUCAUCGAUCACUGCGAUGGAAACGUCGACCCUGUCGAAGGAGUCGUUCACGUAGAAAAAGAUUACCUCAAAGGACGAAAAAUCUACGGCCAAUUAAUCACAACGUACAGAUAUGGACGAGAAGAGGACGAAGUUAUGGGUGUGAAAUUCAGCAAAGUAUUACCCCUACAAGUAGCACAAAUCGUACCACCGGAACAGGAGAAAACGCAAAUUACAAAAUUACAACAACGUCUGCUCGAUAAACUGGGUGGUUCAGCGUACCCAUUUUUAUUCAAAUUCCCAUCGAAUGCGCCAUCUUCGGUGGUUAUUCAAAGCGGAGAAGCGAAUGAUAAAUCCAAACCGCUCGGAGUCGAAUACAGAGUACGCACAUAUGUUGGAGACAGUCUCGAUGAUCCAGGCCAUAAAAGAUCUACCGUCUCAUUGGCGAUAAAAAAACAACAAUUCGCACCUAUUGUCCGUUUAGAUCGAUUACCGAGUGCCCUGGCUUCGAAAAGUUUCACCUUUUCGCAGGGUAGAGUGACCAUGGAAAUAACAUUGAGCAAAGAAGUCUACUAUCACGGAGAAAGUGUCUCAGCUUCGUUAGUGGUCACCAAUAACUCGCGAAAAACCGUCAAGAAUUUAAAAUUAUACGUUAUGCAACACGUCGAAAUGACCAUGGUCAGUAUGCAAUUGGUCAACAUUGUGGCUAGUUUGGAAACUCGCGAAGGCUGCCCGAUUACUCCAGGACACUCCUUCUCCAAAGAAUUUCUUUUGACACCGCUGGCUUCCAGUAAUGUCGACAAAAGAGGUAUCGCAUUGGAUGGUUACUUGAAGGACGACGACGUUAACUUGGCAUCAUCUACGAUAAAUUCGGUAGGCAAGGGAGCUCCUGACUCGAUGGGUGUCAUAGUUGGUUACACUGUUAGAGGAAAAUUAGGAUUCGGAACAUUGGGAGGUGAAUUGGUAGCUGACGUGCCUUUGAAAUUAGUACACCGUGAAUUAACUGCUCCUUCCAAAGCACCGAAAGACAACAAAGCAGCCAAAACAGGCCUUCAACGUGUACGAAGCAUAGAACGAGCACACUACGAGGAUACUUUCUACGCACCAGACGAAGAAGAGAAUAUUGAAUUCGAAGAUUUCGCUAGGACCAGAAUGAGUGAAGCCGAAGAAUAAUACAAAAUUCAAAUCGAUAAAAAAAAAAUCAAACAAAAGUCUUUUUGUGAUAUGCAACCGCUUCGAUGUACCCUUUUGAUACAUUUUGCGGUUCUAUAGUACCUACAUAAUUUUACCCGCAAGCUGAAAAUCAUGAAUAAUGAAAUAGAAAUUUCAUCAAAUUUUACUCAUGUACCUUCCUGAUAUAAUAAUGAAUAUGAAACCUGAUAAUAGUUGGCAACCUCAUAAUAGGAGUCUACUCGAUUAUUUAAAUGUAUUUUUGGAGUCGAUAAAAUUAAGGUAAACUGCCCUAUUAUGAGACCCCUUAGCUAAAUCGUCUAUUUCUCAGGACCUACUGCAUAUUUUCAAGUUCUGAUUGCACUAAAACGUACUCAAAACUCCAAUGUACAAUCCCCUUGUGUUGAUUUAAAAAACAAAAAAAAAUUUAUAUGAUUUUUUUUUCAAUCAAAAAAAAAUGAAAUUUUGACCAAAAAAAAAAAGUGGUCCUAAUAUGAGACCCUAUGUUGUUUUUUUUUUAAUAUAGGAAAAAAAUGGAAAUAGGACGGGAAAACAUUAUAUUUUGGUUAAUAAACAAUACAAAUUGUUUUUAUCGGGUAUAUAUGCCAUUUUUAUCAGUUUUUGUGUUCAUUGAGCACAUAAAGUCUAAAUCUUCAGCUGUACAUAGUUCACAGGCCCAUUAUUCAAAUUUCAUCCAAUUUUAAUAUUUUGAAAUGAUUUUAUUGCGUUUUGAAGUGUUUUAUGGCCAUUUUCAACCUGUUCCAAAAAAGUUCAAUGUAAUUUGUAUUAUGAGACAGGGUCUCAUAUUAGGCAACUCCUAGGGUCUCAUAUUAGGAAAUCAGUGUUUUUUUUUUGAUUUCCUCUAAAUCCAUAAAAUCAUAAAAUAAAUCACCAAACAUGCCAGAAUCAUAAAAUAUAACAUCUAUGCUACAUAUUUAUGCAAAGAAAGUGAAAUUACGUUGCUUAGUUCAGCUGUAAUACUCAUCCAAAAACACCUCUUCAAAACAUUGGCGAUGUCAAAAACACGUUUUCAGGGAUAAAAAAAAAACAAUGCACAGAAACUCUCCAGUUUGAAGGUGCGGCCUGGUUAUUGACAAAUACCUACUAGUACAUGCAAUCAGCGCUAAAGUUCGUUAAUAAACAGCUGAGAAAUUCGAAGGUCUCAUAUUAGGCAGGGUCUCAUAAUAGGGCAGUUUACCCCUACAUCCAUGUAUUCUGCAUUUUGUAAAUAUGUAUUAUAGGAAAUUCGAUUACAUGUAUUAUGUAAACCAAUAAUAUAAUUAAGUAUUAUUUACGAUUUACCAUAAUGCAAACGAUUCGGUCAACUUGGAAUUUAAAAUUGAAUAUUCCAUGCACGUUUAAUUUAUAAACAUUCUAUCAUUUUAGGUUAAUUUUUUAUGUAUUACUUAUAUCAUUCUUAUGAAAUGGUUCAAUUUUAAAUGCUAAGUUGUCCUCCUUGCAUUAAGUACCGUUGAAAUUGAACAUCGAUCGAAUUUUUAUAUCGUCAAGUCCUUUUACAAUGAACGAACAUCACUAUAAUGCGCGUGGAAAAAAUAAAAGCGAAAAAAAAAUAUACUGAAA
Messenger RNA from Planococcus citri (citrus mealybug), 2961 nucleotides. It is a transcript of the gene Arr2, whose product is annotated as arrestin 2. Gene Ontology annotation, biological process: G protein-coupled receptor internalization; signal transduction. The record is from RefSeq and is a predicted model, not a curated record. The transcript is spliced from 7 exons. Bases 136 to 1383 code for a protein of 415 amino acids. Lineage: Eukaryota; Metazoa; Arthropoda; Insecta; Hemiptera; Pseudococcidae. Gene Ontology annotation, cellular component: cytoplasm. Gene Ontology annotation, molecular function: G protein-coupled receptor binding.